Messenger RNA from Macadamia integrifolia, 1867 nucleotides. Its product is annotated as F-box protein FBW2-like. Bases 668 to 1621 code for a protein of 317 amino acids. Gene Ontology annotation, molecular function: protein binding. NCBI's taxonomy places the organism in Eukaryota, Viridiplantae, Streptophyta, Magnoliopsida, Proteales, Proteaceae. The transcript is spliced from 3 exons. The record is from RefSeq and is a predicted model, not a curated record.
GUUUCUUUCUGCAGAUUCCUCUCUGUUUCGCUGCUUUAGGUCGCCCGCCCCAUUUUAUUUUCUUGUUCAAAAGAUUUUGUGUUAAUGGCAUUAACUCAUUUUUUUGGGUCUUGAUUUGUUGCUUCGUUUUUGUUCUUGAGGUCUUCUGGUUUUUUUUUUUUUGCUUUAAUUCUGUAAUCUUUAUGGAUUUCUUGCUUUGCGAUUUUGCCUGGUUCUUUGAUUCGGAUUGUUAGGGAUAUGGAAUCCCUUUCUUCCAGUUUAUUGUUCCGGAUGACUCGCUCCUUACCUCUUCUUUAAUCUGGGCCUCGUUAUUAUUGAGAGGAUUUUCCCCCUUAAAAAGCUCAAAGCAGCUUCCUUUAUUUUCACAAACCAUUGUAUGUGAUUUUGGGGGCGGGUGUAGGGGUUCUGCAAAUCCUUCUCUUUCUGUUUGUCUAUUUUUGAUCUAUCAUGUUUUUUGAGCCUUUAGUUGGUGUUUGGUGAAUUAAGCUCCUCUUUGGUCGGUCUGCACUUCUGUGGUUCUUCCGUUUCAUGUUACUCUCUUGAUUACAUGGAUCCCUUCUUGUCCUUCUGUAAAUGGAAGUUCUUUCUUCGUUUUCUUGAUAAUGUGGUUUUUGACGAUAUGAUGGAUCUUUCUAAUACUCUGUAUCUGGUUUGUCGAACGAUAUAGAUGGAUGGAAGCGAGAUCAGGCGCUGGGACGAACUAAUACCAGAUGCGCUUGGAUUAAUCUUCAGCAAUCUCUCUCUUAAGGACAAAUUAACUCUGAUUCCGACGAUUUGCAAAUCAUGGAGGAAAGCAGUAAUGGGGCCUUACUGCUGGCAAGAGAUCGACAUUGAGGAGUGGAGCUGCCGGCGCCAGCCUGAGGAGCUGGAUCGAAUGCUUCAAAUGCUGAUCACAAGAAGCUCUGGUUCUCCCCGAAAGCUCUGUGUUUCUGAUCUACCCAACGACACAAUAUUCUCCUACGUCGCAGACCAUGCAAGUUCCCUUCAGACCUUGCAGCUGCCCGGAAGCAAAAUUAGUGAUUCAAUAGUGGAACAUCUUGCGGGGAAAAUGGCUACCAUCACUCUCUUGGACCUUACCUACUGUGGUAAGAUUGGUGCCCGUGCUCUGGAAGCAUUUGGCAAGAACUGCAAAUUCCUUGUAACCUUGAGAAGGAAUAUGCACCCAUCGGAUGUGGAUGUUGGGAACAGGGGUUGCCAGGACAAUGAAGCCCACGCCAUUGCAACCACAAUGCCCAAGCUCAAGCACCUUGAGAUAGCCUACAUGGUCAUCACAACUGAAGGGAUCCUUGACAUUCUCUCUGGUUGCCGAGAACUCGAAUCCUUGGACGUGAGAGGUUGCUGGGAUGUGAAACUUGAUGACAAGUUCUUAGAUGAGAAGUGCUCUGGGUUGAAGGUUCUGGGCCCUUCAGUCAUGGAUAAUUACUACCGGAAUUACUACGAUGAUUUAUCCGAUUACUCGGAUUCUUCGGGUUACUCUGCCUGGAUGUUUAGUACUCAUCUGUAUGAUGGUGAGAGCUCUGAUGGGGUUUGGGAUGAUGAGCAGAGGCUUGAGGAGCUGGAGCUGAGGUUCUAUGAAGGGUUUGAUGAGGAAGACGAUGAUGAUUUUGGGGAGUUUGAGUAGUCUCUGUAUCCGUUACUUUCAGGUUGUAAGAGUGUUUGAUGUUUGGGUCUGGAAACUGGAUCAAUAGGUUUUAAUUGAGCUUUUUACUGGUGUUGUUACUACUGUUUUGGAUGCCACCCUUGGCAUGGAAGGUUUCUUAGGCUUUGGGGAUUUGUAUAUGGUUCCUAGAACAGUGAAAGUUGUGGGGUUUGUAUCUUUUUUUUCAUUCCUUGAAAAACAAUGACAACGCCCAUUUUCCUUUCUCCA